Messenger RNA from Penicillium hordei, 465 nucleotides. RefSeq names its product proteasome assembly chaperone 4 family protein. Bases 1 to 465 code for a protein of 154 amino acids. Lineage: Eukaryota; Fungi; Ascomycota; Eurotiomycetes; Eurotiales; Aspergillaceae. Gene Ontology annotation, biological process: proteasome assembly. The record is from RefSeq and is a predicted model, not a curated record. The transcript is spliced from 2 exons.
AUGGCGACCGAAGCUCCACCAGCCGUUUCUUUGGCGGACCCCAGUGUCAAGCCUCAAGAGAUCUCCUUCACCUUGCCCAAAGCUUUGCAUACAACAGCACAUGUUCACUUGAACUUUUUGGGCCAUUGUGCCAUGAUAUUUCUAGCUACCUCAUCGCCAGGUGAUUCGGGCGGCUCUAUCAAACCAAUGGGAAGCUUCGUCUAUGCGAUGCCUGAUCGCACUUCAUCCAAGUCGACAAUAUCAACAACGCUCUACACAUCACCAUCUAGCAUUGAAUACACAGACCGUAUAGCCAAGAUCCUGGCUCGACGGUUCUCUAUCCCGGUCUACGUUGGCUGUAGUAUUGACCCACAUGGGAUGGGGUUGGAAGUUGCGGAGGAAAUGGAAGGGCUGACCAAGAUCGUCAACGUGAUCAUGGAGAAAUGGGAAGAGCACAAGCAGGAGAUGGCUGAAAAUGCUAAAUAA